Molecule: messenger RNA, 1059 nt
Organism: Nicotiana attenuata
Lineage: Eukaryota; Viridiplantae; Streptophyta; Magnoliopsida; Solanales; Solanaceae
Exons: 3
Coding region: 1-1059 (352 amino acids)
Source: RefSeq, a predicted model, not a curated record
AUGAGCUUGAAGACCCGAAAACAUGGAAAAGAAGUCAAAAGGUCGCAAAAGAAUGGAUAUGCUGCAAGUAUGCGGCUGCAUAAUUCACAUGCGGACAGCACAAUUCAGAUGGUGAUUGCAAAUAGGGACAAACUUAUUGGCCAAAUGAAGAAGAAAAUAUGCGGUCCAUUAUGCGGAUCUAGAGAUACUGAGGAGUCUGAUGAGGGGGAGUCAGGAGAUGAGGAGACGGAUGAAGAAGCACUGGGUGAGGAUACUGAGGGUCAUCAAGACAAGGGCAAGCAGGUUGCUGUCUCUACAAGGGCAGAGGAUGAAGAGGAAGCAGCUGUGCAAAUAGCAAUUGCACAUUCGCUAGCAGAUAUGGUCACCAAGGCACAUCCAUCGACCACUCAGCCAUCACCGGGCGAGGCUAGCAGCUCCCAGGCCCCAGCUCCAGCCUUACAGCUGGUGGAGCUUCCUGCUAUACCCUCAGAGCAGUUGGAGCCUCUUGCUCCAGCCGUGGAGGAUACUACUCAGUCCGAGGUUCCACCAGCUCCAAUUUUACUACCAGCAGCCAAUCCCACAACUGCCCUAGAUUCUUCAGCUUCCCCGAGCGCCUAUUUUGGUCCUCCUAUUCGCAUUGAUGUUCCUUCAGAUGAGGAAUCUGGAGAUACUGAGGAGUCCGAUGAGGGGGAGUCAAGAGAUGAGGAGACGGAUGAAGAAGCACUGGGUGAGGAUACUGAGGGUCAUCAAGACAAGGGUAAGCAGGUUGCUGUCUUUACAAGGGCAGAGGAUGAAGAGGAAGCAGCUGUGCAGACAGCAAUUGCACAUUCGCUAGCAGAUAUGGUCGCCAAGGCACAUCCAUCGACCAUUCGUCCAUCACUGGGCGAGGCUAGUAGCUCCCAGGCCCCAGCUCUAGCCUCACAGCAGGUGGAGGUUCCUGCUAUACCCUCACAGCACUUGGAGCCUCUUGCUCCAGCCGUGGAGGAUACUACUCAGUCCGAGGUUCUACCAGCUGCAGUUUCACUACCAACAGCUGAUGCCACAACUAUCCUAGAUCCUUCAGCUUCCCUGAGCGCCUAG